AUGCUCUGCGGGGCCAUCUGGUCCGCUGCGCCAGUGUCGUUGCGCGGGCUGGCGCCGCACGUGCCCCCGCGCCCCGCCCUGCUCGCCGCGCUCGUCAUGCACGCGCUGCAUGCCGACGACUCCAGCUUUGUAGGUAAGAUGGGCUUUUCCAACCCACCGAAAGCACCCAAGUUACACGACCAAACAACAAAAUAUAACUCUACGGUA
Messenger RNA from Brenthis ino (lesser marbled fritillary), 207 nucleotides. NCBI's taxonomy places the organism in Eukaryota, Metazoa, Arthropoda, Insecta, Lepidoptera, Nymphalidae. The record is from the annotation of a GenBank genome assembly.